Grammomys surdaster is the source of this 3111-nucleotide messenger RNA. It is a transcript of the gene Egr1, whose product is annotated as early growth response 1. The record is from RefSeq and is a predicted model, not a curated record. The transcript has 2 exons. NCBI's taxonomy places the organism in Eukaryota, Metazoa, Chordata, Mammalia, Rodentia, Muridae. The coding region runs from base 280 to 1884 and encodes 534 amino acids. Gene Ontology annotation, biological process: regulation of transcription by RNA polymerase II. Gene Ontology annotation, molecular function: DNA-binding transcription factor activity, RNA polymerase II-specific; RNA polymerase II cis-regulatory region sequence-specific DNA binding.
UCCCAGCGCGCAGAACUUGGGGAGCCGCUGCCGCGAUUCGCCGCCGCCGCCGCCGUCUUCCGCCGCCGCAAGAUCGGCCCCUGCCCCAGCCUCCGCGGCAGCCCUGCGUCCACCACGGGCCGCGGCCACCGCCAGCCUGGGGGCCCACCUACACUCCCCGCAGUGUGCCCCUGCAUCCCGCAUGUAACCCGGCCAACCCCCGGCGAGUGUGCCCUCAGUAGCUUCGGCCUCAGGCUGUGCCCACCACCCAACAUCAGCUCUCCAGCUCGCUCGUCCGGGAUGGCAGCGGCCAAGGCCGAGAUGCAGUUGAUGUCUCCGCUGCAGAUCUCUGACCCGUUCGGCUCCUUUCCUCACUCACCCACCAUGGACAACUACCCCAAACUGGAGGAGAUGAUGCUGCUGAGCAACGGGGCUCCCCAGUUCCUCGGUGCUGCCGGAACCCCAGAGGGCAGCGGCGGCAAUAGCAGCAGCAGUAGCAGCAGCAGCGGGGGCGGUGGUGGGGGCGGCAGCAACAGCGGCAGCAGCGCCUUCAAUCCUCAAGGGGAGCCGAGCGAACAACCCUAUGAGCACCUGACCACAGAGUCCUUUUCUGACAUCGCUCUGAAUAAUGAGAAGGCGAUGGUGGAGACGAGUUAUCCCAGCCAAACUACUCGGUUGCCUCCCAUCACCUAUACUGGCCGCUUCUCCCUGGAGCCUGCACCCAACAGUGGCAACACGUUGUGGCCUGAACCCCUUUUCAGCCUAGUUAGUGGCCUCGUGAGCAUGACCAACCCUCCGACCUCUUCAUCCUCAGCGCCUUCUCCAGCUGCUUCAUCGUCUUCCUCUGCCUCCCAGAGCCCACCCCUGAGCUGUGCCGUGCCAUCCAACGACAGCAGUCCCAUUUACUCAGCUGCGCCCACUUUUCCUACUCCCAACGCUGACAUUUUUCCUGAGCCCCAAAGCCAGGCCUUUCCCGGCUCGGCAGGCACAGCCUUGCAGUACCCGCCUCCUGCCUACCCUGCCACCAAGGGUGGUUUCCAGGUUCCCAUGAUCCCUGACUAUCUGUUUCCACAACAACAGGGAGACCUGAGCCUGGGCACCCCAGACCAGAAGCCCUUCCAGGGUCUGGAGAACCGUACCCAGCAGCCUUCGCUUACUCCACUAUCCACUAUUAAAGCCUUCGCUACUCAGUCGGGCUCCCAAGACUUAAAGGCCCUUAAUACCACCUACCAGUCCCAACUCAUCAAACCCAGCCGCAUGCGCAAGUACCCCAACCGGCCCAGCAAGACACCCCCCCAUGAACGGCCGUAUGCUUGCCCUGUCGAGUCCUGCGACCGCCGCUUUUCUCGCUCGGACGAGCUUACCCGCCACAUCCGCAUCCACACAGGCCAGAAACCCUUCCAGUGUCGAAUCUGCAUGCGUAACUUCAGUCGUAGUGACCACCUUACCACCCACAUCCGCACCCACACAGGCGAGAAGCCUUUUGCCUGUGACAUUUGUGGAAGAAAGUUUGCCAGGAGUGAUGAACGCAAGAGGCAUACCAAAAUCCACUUAAGACAGAAGGACAAGAAAGCAGACAAAAGUGUCGUGGCCUCUUCGGCUGCCUCUUCUCUCUCUUCCUACCCGUCCCCAGUGGCUACCUCCUACCCAUCCCCUGCCACCACCUCAUUUCCAUCUCCUGUGCCCACCUCUUACUCCUCUCCCGGCUCCUCUACCUACCCUUCUCCUGCGCACAGUGGCUUCCCGUCGCCCUCGGUGGCCACCACCUAUGCCUCGGUUCCACCUGCUUUCCCCACCCAGGUUAGCAGCUUCCCGUCCGCAGGUGGCAGCAACUCCUUCAGCACCUCAUCGGGGCUUUCAGACAUGACAGCAACCUUUUCUCCCAGGACAAUUGAAAUUUGCUAAAGGGAAUAGGAAAGCAAGGGGAGGGGGCACGAAAGACUUAAAGGACAGGAAGGAAGAGAUGUCCGUCAGAGCCCGCCUCUUAGGUCAGAUGGAAGAUCUUGGAGCCAAGGCCUUCUAGUCACGAGUAGAAGGUCCGUUGGCCAUUAGCCCUUUCACUUACCAUCCCCGCCUCCCCGGUCCUGUUCCCUUUGACUUCAGCUGCCUGAAACAGCCUUGUCCCAGUUCUUCUCCUCUAUCCAAAGGACUUGAUUUGCAUGGUAUUGGAUAAAUCGUUUCAGUAUCCUCUCCAUCAUAUGCCUGGCCCUUGCUCCCUUCAGCGCUAGACCAUCAAGUUGGCAAAAAUGGGUGUGGGCCCUCAGAACCCUGCCCUGUAUCUUUGUACAGCGUCUGCCAUGGAUUUUGUUUUCCUUGGGGUAUUCUUGAUGUGAAGAUAAUUUGCAUACUCUAUUGUAUUAUUUGGAGUUAAAUCCUCACUUUGGGGGAGGGGGGAGCAAAGCCAAGCAAACCAAUGGUGAUCCUCUAUUUUGUGAUGAUUCUGCUGUGACAUUAGGUUUGAAGCUUUUUUUUUUUUGAAGCAGCAGUCCUAGGUAUUAACUGCAGCAUGUGUCAGAGUGUUGUUCCGUUACUUUUGUAAAUACUGCUCGACUGUAACUCUCACAUGUGACAAAGUAUGGUUUGUUUGGUGGGGUUUUUUGUUUUUGUUUUAUUUUUGAAAAAAAAUUUUACCCGUCCCUUUGGUUUCAAAAGUUUCACGUCUUGGUGCCUUUUGUGUGACACGCCUUGCCGAUGGCUUGACAUGUGCAAUUGUGAGGGACAUGCUCACCUCUAGCCUUAAGGGGGUAGGAGUGAUGUUUUGGGGGAGGCUUUGAGAGCAAAAUGAGGAAGAGGGCUGAGCUGAGCUUUGGUUCUCCAGAAUGUAAGAAGAAAAAAAAUUUAAAACAAAAAUCUGAACUCUCAAAAGUCUAUUUUUUUAACUGAAAAUGUAAAUUUAUACAUAUAUUCAGGAGUUGGAGUGUUGUAGUUACCUACUGAGUAGGCGGCAAUUUUUGUAUGUUCUGAACAUGAAGUUCAUUAUUUUGUGGUUUUAUUUUACUUUGUACUUGUGUUUGCUUAAACAAAGUGACUUGUUUGGCUUAUAAACACAUUGAAUGCGCUUUACUGCCCAUGGGAUAUGUGGUGUGUAUCCUUCAGAAAAAUUAAAAGGAAAAUAAAGAAACUGUAACUGGC